Messenger RNA from Acanthocheilonema viteae, 800 nucleotides. The record is from the annotation of a GenBank genome assembly. Lineage: Eukaryota; Metazoa; Nematoda; Chromadorea; Rhabditida; Onchocercidae.
AUAAUAAUAAUAUAUUGAUGGAUUCGAUUGCUCAAUUACCAUCAACAACAGAUGAUAUUUUACUUGAUGAAUUAUCAUCACGUUUCCGUGGUGUAUUACCAAUUCAGCCAAGUCCAUUACUAUUACCAUCUGAUCAUAUUUCAUCAUCACUUAAAAGUACUCGUUUAAAUGGUCAUCUAAUUUAUUGCUUUGUUAUUGGUGGUGAAUGCCGUUUAUGCUUCCCACAAAUAAUAAGCGUUGUAUUACGUGGUGUUGCAAUUAAUGAUAUCAAUGAAUUAUUUGUUGAUUUAAAUAUUCAUAUAUCGGUUGCAAGUCAACAACAAUUGGAUACAUUAAAAUUAGCUGGUGUUAUGCCAAUGACAGCUGAUAGUUGUGGUUUGGUAACAAAAAGUGAUGCAGAACGAUUGGUUGCUAAAUUAUUACCACAAUGUAAUGGUUAUCGUUUAACGACAGAUAUUAAUUCGUAUAGUAUUAUGGAUGCUGUACCAGUUAUGCAUGAUUGCUUUGAUGGUUGUACCGGUACAUUAAUACCAAUGUUAGAUACCGAUGAACAAAUUGAAUGUAGCCAAUGUAAAUUACUUUUUACUGGUGAAAAAUUUGUCUCACAUUCACAUUCCAUUCAACAAAUUCGUCGUAUAUGCCAUUGGGGUUUUGAUUCAUCCAAUUGGCGACAUUAUUUACAUUUACCAGAAUCAUACGAGGAUGAUUUGAAAGCGUUGCAAAAACUUGAAUUAUACAAAUAUCCACCAAUACGUCUUGGCAAACGUUCCGCUUCAUAUGCUUUUGCGGUAAUGUUUUAA